Messenger RNA from Struthio camelus australis, 7076 nucleotides. The record is from RefSeq and is a predicted model, not a curated record. NCBI's taxonomy places the organism in Eukaryota, Metazoa, Chordata, Aves, Struthioniformes, Struthionidae.
AUGAAGAUGUUGCAUACGGCCACUGGGAUGGAGGUCACAGCUCCAAAUGACCACUUACUAUACAGCAACCGGUCCCAGAUUAACUCUACUCUGAAAGCUUGUGAAGACGCGUUGCAUGAUGCAGAAACAGCAUGCAGACUCCAGCCGUACUGGUUGAAAGGUCACUUAAGGAAAGGACAAGCAUUAGCUAAUCUGGGGAAAACGGAAGAGGCUUUAAGAGAGUUUCUGUUCUGCCUUGCUCUAGAUACUGGGAACAAGACAGCCCAAUCUGAGGCUCAAAAGCUUCUACUUAGUUUAUUUUCACUCAUCCCGGGAAAUGCUCAGGAACACUUACCUGAUAUCCUGCAGCUGUUGUCACAUCACUCUAGAUUAAAGGGGAAUCUCCUAAAUUCAGUGGGAUCUGGAGGCACCAGCCAUAACCUACAAAGGUUGCUCAAGAUAAAUGUGGAACAGAAAAAAGGUUUUCCUGUCCAAGAGAAACAAAAUGUUACUACUUCUGGCAGUCUGAGGAAAUCUAUACAGAUUACAGAAAGUAAAAAGGACUGCUCGGGGGAGGAGGACAAACUCGCCUCCAUAUCAGAGUCUGCCUUUCUCAUUUCUGAGAAGUGCAGCCUUCUGAAAAGGAAGUGCUGCUCUGAGGAGAUGAGGAGCGCUGAGGUGCCCUGCAAGCUCGUGAAGAAAGAUUCAGUUGAGAUCAAGGGAAGUAGUGCUGGGCACCAUAUUCCAUUUGAAUCUGUGGAUCCAUCAGAUUUGGACUGCUCCCUGUGUAUGAGGCUCUUCUACGAACCUGUCACUACACCUUGUGGGCACACGUUCUGUCUGAAAUGCCUUGAGAGAUGCCUGGAUCACAACCCAAAAUGUCCCCUGUGCAAAGAAGGUCUCUCAGAGUGCUUGGCUAUGAGGAAAUACUGUAAAACGGUACUAAUGGAAGAGUUGAUAGCUAAAUAUCUUCCAGAGGAACUCACUGAAAGAAGAAAGAUUUAUGAAGAGGAAAUAGCAGAGCUUUCGAACCUAAAUAAGAAUGUUCCUAUAUUUGUCUGCACAAUGGCUUAUCCUACAGUCCCAUGCCCUUUGCACAUCUUUGAGCCAUGUUAUCGACUGAUGAUUCGACGGUGCAUGGAGACUGGCACCAAACAGUUUGGGAUGUGCAUCAGCGAUCCUGUCAAGGGGUUUGCAGAUUAUGGCUGCAUUCUGGAGAUAAGAAAUGUUGAAUUCUUUGCUGAUGGUCGCUCUGUUGUGGAUAGCAUUGGCAAGAGGAGAUUUAAGGUGAUACAGCACAGCCAGCGUGAUGGCUAUAAUACAGCAGAUAUUGAGUACAUUGAGGAUCAAAAGGUGCAAGGGCAAGACUAUGCUGCAUUACUUGUUCUCCACGAUUCUGUCUAUGAUCAGGCAUACAUGUGGUUUAACUCACUCAAACAAGCGCUCAAAAGUCGAAUUCUCAGUCAUUUUGGUCCAAUGCCAGCUAAAGAUCCUGACCCACAGGCUAACCCUAAUGGGCCAGCCUGGUGCUGGUGGGUCCUAGCUGUCCUUCCACUUGAGAACAGAGCUCAGCUCCCUUUCCUUGCCAUGAAAUCCCUCAAAGACCGCUUGAAUGGCAUCAGACGUGUCCUUACAUUCAUGUCUCGUACAAGAUCACGGUGAUGGUGAGGAGGAGAGCUGUGAUGUCUUCCACAGUACUUGACUGUAGAGUGUCUCUUGUAACUUCAUCUAACUGCAAUAAUGUCUUACAGAUCUGAGUGUCAGGAUGUUUCAAGCCUGAAUUUCAAAGAAAAUAAGUUAUAAAGAGCAAAGGAUAUUUAUGGAUGCUUCAAUAGUUUCCUUUUGGAACUCUUUCCGAGAUGUUUAUUCAAUCACUGCACUGCUAAAUUAAUAACAAAUGUGAUAGAACAAAAAAGUGAUCUUGUUUGCCAUAAACCUUUUAAAAAGCUUAAGAGGUUUUUUAAUUUAUUUUUAUUUUAUUUUUUGUAGUGGAUAAAGGAAAUUGUGCAGUUUAAUGUGAAGCAGAAAUAAUAAUGUUAAUGCAUUAUUUCAGUGAACUGCGAAGUCUUUUAUUCCAAAUGGUUCAGGUUUUAUAUAUAGCAUUGUGUAAAAUAAUGUUCACAACUUCCAUUUGAUAAUUUAUUUUUGCACUAUGAUUAUUUUGUUUGUUUCCAAAUGUAUAUUAUUUAUGUGUACAUUCUCUAAAGGAAAGUGAGUCGCUCUAUUUAUUUAUAGUGUUAUUACCCUGCAUUUAUGACUGGGGAGGAAACAACGAUAUUAGCAGUGCACAGCAGCUGCUUUAGUCAUUUUUUCAGUAUAUUUGUGUUCAAAUAUCUUGAAUGUUUUUCUACUUAUCCCCAGUUUUAUAGCAGCCUAAGAAGGAUUUUUUUUCCCCCUGAAACAGCCUGCCAUGAAGUCUUCAAAACACACACAUUAUCUGAGAUAAUUGAAGCAUAGUUGUUAGAAUUUGAUCCGACACUUGCAGCUUGGUCCCUGCUAUCACAAAACAGUCAAGCAUGUGCUUAACCUUAAGCGUGAGCUUUUUAAGGGCUUUGCUAAAUUCAAGUAUUGACUUCAGUGGGAACUGGCCAGAGGGGUGACUGAAGGAUCCAUUCCUUAAUAUUCCACAGAACAGAGAAUAACUUGGAAUUAAAUUGAUACUUGAACUCUUUCUCGCAAAAAGGAAUAAUGGCUACAACAACUGCUAACAAAGAACCACAAUAUACAAAAAGUGGUUCCUCAUAAAAGAAAACUGGAAGUUUUGGUGUAAUUUCAUUGUAGGUUAUUACAUAGAUUCUUUAUAUCAAGCCUUGUCGUUGUUAAGAUCUUGCUUUAUUUCUUUUUUUAAUUGUUUGGUGGGAUUUGAUUUUAGGGGAAGGGGCGGGGGGUUGCUUUGAACCGUAGGACUCGAAGAAGGCAGUUUGUGCCACAUGAGAAGGAAUGUGAAACAUGCUAUUUAUUUCACCCCGAUCUUCAGGUUUCUGUUAGCUUCAAAUCUCUACCCAGCCACUGCAUUUUCCUUAGCAGAGGGCGGGUAGUGUUGCUAAUAACAGCUAAUGCCCAAGGAGAACGAGUGGAUUUUAGGGUGAUCGUUUCUAGCUCUAAUGCAGAUAGAAACAGGGCAGAACGGAGAAUAGCAGUAACUUGGUUUUGGUUUUAAAGCAAUAGUUCACUUUUUCACUGCUUUUAUUGCUUUCUGUCUGCCACUUUCUGGGAUUGAUCUUGCCUCCACUGGGAUGAAUUUAGCUUUCACUGAUUUCAAUGCAAGCAGUACUGGGCCUUUUAUUCUACACUACUGUUUUCCUUUUCAGUGGAAAAACAAAUGAGUUGAACUGAAAAUACUGUGGUAUGCUACAAGUUUCUGUGUUAUUUUUAUCCAGGAUAGCACUGUUUGCCAUUCCAUGCCUUUUGUGGAAAAAUGCAGUAGAAUUUAAUGCAUUUUUCCAUAUGGUUUCUGUACCAUUAUUAUAUCAUCAGAAAUAUUUACUAUAUAAGAGUAACGUCUGCACCCUUAAGUUUCCAUAAAACUAUGUUUCCCCUCUUGUUAAAUUCUAUAGGACUUUUCCAUAAGGCUACAAAGAAACUAAUGGAAAACUGAAACAUGUUUCAACUUUAUGAAGGAAUAUGUAUCCUGUAUUUGCAUUUAGCUACUCUAGAAAUGCUACAACUCCUUUCCAUACUGCUAGAUUGCUUCACUUUUUUCUGUAGAUGGUACUUUACAUGCUACUCUGUGAAUAAUGUAUAGAAAUACGUACACAUUCUGAACAAUAACAAGUGUGGUGGCUGAGGCCUGCUAUGGCAUUUGUCUUCGCAAGUCAAUAAUUAAGUGAUUUUUAUUUGUUUGGAAGUGAAGCUGCAUUAAAUACAAUUCUUCCUUAAACCAUUAUGUAUUAAUGCAUAACAUAAGGGGCCCAUAUUGCUCCCAUAGAAAUAAGCUGGCAUUUUUCCUCAUAUUGGUGAGAAAAGGAUCUUAAAUAUCUCUCAUUUUUAGACUUCCUCACUGAUCUUGUUCUUUUUCCUGCAUGCUACAUCUUCUACGUGCUUAUAUUCUGCCUAUUUCGUUGAUUUAGAAAUUGCCAUGGGAAGAAUCCUUGAUUUUUUUUUUUUUAAGUGACUAUUGUCCUUUUUUAUUAGCCAGAGGUAAAGCUGCCAGAAUUUCCUAAGCAGAAAUUUGUGUGCGUGCAACUGUAGUCAUGCACACCCAGUGCAUCUGUUGCAACCUGAAAACACUGGACCUGUUGCACAUAACGCAUACGGUUGAUUUGCAUGUACACAAUAAAUCCAACAGAGAAAGCUGAUCUGCACAUGUACAGCAGCAUUCUGUCUGGGACUGCUCUCUGGCCACGCAUCCUAGAUCAAUGUAUAAAGUGUGCAAAAUCUAUCCAUGGGGGAAAAAAAAAUGAGGGGAAAAAAAAAUUCCUGGGACAUACAAACCUGUUCAGGAAAAACUGGAUGAAGAGUAGCCUUAGCCUUUGGUGAGUUAAGAUGAUAACGAUUCAGUAAUGAGCUUUAAAAACAAAGAUAUUUCAAUUAUGCCACAGCAUUGUUGAGCUUUUCAAUUGUAUUAAUUGGUGCAAUUAUGUGAAUGGAACACUUAUUAGAAGCAUGAAUAAACAGCUGGAUAGAUUUUAAAAAUACCUUCACUUUAACUAUAGAUACAGCAUUGAUCAGAUAAGAUGCUAAUUGGAGGGUAUUUUAUUUGUGCUUCUCACGGUAUUGUAGACACCUAUUUGUUCCAUACAGAGUCUUGCUGAUCUUACUGAAAAAAAUCAUGACUCAAUCUUGCAUUUCCUUUAUGGCUGGAAGUAUUGAUUAGUCUGUUGUUUAGGGCAUAAGCAAUACAUAGGCUUUUUGCUAGCCCUCCAUCAAGGUUAAUUUUCAAUUGAUGCUAGAUCCCCCUGAGUUAGGAUUACUAAAAUCAAUGGAAAUUUUUUGAUUCCAUGGAAAUGUGAUCAGUCCCUCCUAAAAGAAGGAAAAUAGAAAAAGCCACUCCCCUGUGAGGUGGGGGGAAAAGGCUCAAACUAUAAUUAAAUAAUCACCAGUCUCCAAGAGAAUAUCAUGUGCUAAGCCACCUAAACCUCUCCUGGAGGCUUCUUGAAAGCUUUAGACUUCCAUUUGUGAGACAGUUUUGUUCAUUUGUGAAAUCUCUUCACUCUUCCGCAAGUGAAGUAUUUAAUGCAAAUACAUUAAAUAACAAAGGCUGGCUGUGUCACCCUUCCAAAUAUCUGUAUGUAUGUACAUGGUUUCUAAUUAAAAACAGUCUCUCAGAUAAGUAUUAUGUCGUCUUCCAGAAAACUUAUUUAUCAUUCUCAUGUAUAGAGCAAUUUCUGACAGUCAUGGCAACUUUCCUUUGUUUUAUAUGCUACUUUGGCUAGCAAUAACUUAAAGGAAAAUAUUUCCAUGAAAAAUUGGCUGGCAUAACUUGGUUGAAAGAAAACCUGAGGUAGGAGUAGAUUAAUUAUGAAAAAACAUCAAACCCAAGAGUGACCUCAGACACAGUUGUAGAAAGUUGUUUAGUAGUGUUAAUGAAAUGAUAGAACGGUCUGGAUCUAAUUGACAUUCUGCUGUUAGUUGUAACUAAAUUCCUCUUAUUACUUUAUUUUUAAUUUCAAGUGCUUCUAUCUUCUCUUCCUUUAGCAUGUAGCAAUAAGAAAUACCAUCUGUCAUACUGAAUGGCUGAUCUAUUGCUGGGCCUGUGCUUCCGUCCUGUAUGACUGACUGCUCACUAACAGAACACCUGAACCAUUGACGACUUAAUUCAAAGAUUAUUUUAAUCUCUGGGGGGAAAAAAAAGUUUGGAUUUAGCAUUUAAAUUUAUGCUGCAUAGUAAACUGUAUAGGGAGAGAGCUUUAUGGAAAAUCAAGUUUUGUGGUUUAGAUGGUGAUUUAAUGAUUUCUGCUUGGUGCUGGAAUUUUACUAGUGUUCAACAUAAUGACAGGAGUUAGAGUUCAAUGCAAUGUUUAGAAAUGGAGAACAUAUUCACAAACUCUUACUUAAAUGGUAGUUACUCUACUUUUUUUUUUUUUUUUAAUAUGGAAAAUCUAAUGGAACUGUAUGCACUUAGAGUAGCGUGCCCCAAACUGCUUCAGUCUGCACGUCCUACAUCAGGUAAGCUCAAGCCCCCCCUUAGUUUUCACUUAAUUUAUCAGCUUUACAACCUAACUUGUAACUGUGCAGCAUAUAGUUUACCAUCUGGUGAUCUGGAGUCUCUUCCAAAGCCCAGUAAAGCACUGGAAGACUUACAGCUACAAAAAGAAGGUAAAGUUUCAGCACAGUCACUAUUCUGAAACACACUGCUAAAACAUACUGUCUGGGACCAAGAAACUAAUCUGCUUAGUCAAGAUUAAAAUGGUGGAUAAUAAAUAAAAACUGAACUAUUACACUGACUUACUCAUCCAGGUAUCAAGUGAAGUGCUUACUAAUGUCAGAGUUUCAUAAGGUCUAAAUUAACCCUCACAUAGAAGUGCCUGUAUUCUGUUAUUGGCUGCCAUUCUUGAGCUUUUUCAGAAAGUCAUAGCCAUAUAUUUUAUAGAUAUACACACACACACGCACCUUUAAAUCUUUACAUUAAACUCGCAGAACAAAGGUUUACAGAGCAGAAGUGUAGCAAAAACAAUGUAAUAGCUUCUAUAACGUAAUGGCAAUGGAGGGGAAACGUACAAAAAUCAGGAGGAAAAGACUAUCUGUGUAAAGAUGUCUUAAUACGACACCGUAUAGUUAUCCCAUUUAAUUCCAUCAAGCUAUGUGGUUACAAGAGUGCCAGAAAUAUAUCAAGCCAUUUUAAAUAAAAACAGUUCUUUGUGGGCUUGUGUAUUCCAUUUGUUUGUAAAACAUCAUUUUUGUGCACUGUACUGAACUUGAAAUGAAACUUAAGUUAUACUCUUAUAUCACUGAACAGAGUACUGUUCAGCUACCUCUGCAUAAGAUUGAAGUACUUUAUUUUUUCCAAAUUUGUUUGCAUUGUCAUAUACAAAUAUUUUUUAAAAAAAUCAUAGUCCAAAGAACCUGUAUGUGUUUGUAGAUGUACUUAUAAUUAUGUUGUACUGACAGUCUGUGUGGAGAGUUGUGUUUGCUAAUUAAAAUUUUUGUGUUCUUUA